Molecule: messenger RNA, 969 nt
Organism: Gamsiella multidivaricata
Lineage: Eukaryota; Fungi; Mortierellomycota; Mortierellomycetes; Mortierellales; Mortierellaceae
Exons: 2
Coding region: 227-808 (193 amino acids)
Biological process (GO): negative regulation of cell population proliferation; negative regulation of mitotic cell cycle
Cellular component (GO): cytoplasm; nucleus
Source: RefSeq, a predicted model, not a curated record
GCUGAACCAAUGAGCGCUGUGCCUUGUUUUCGGUUUCCCAUUACCCCACUUUGUCCUUCACGCUUCCCUUUCACUUCACUUCACACUCCUACACUCUACAUCUCACACCCUUCCUUCAAAGCAGCUCAAGCUGGCCCCUCCUUCCCCCAUCUCCAUUUACGGAUACACUUUCAACCACGUUCUUCUCCCAAACAGUCUACCAUCAUCCGCUCAUCCACUGGCCGACAUGCUUCUCGAGAUCUCCUGUGCCACUGAUUUUCUCUGCCGCUACGUUGCCAGUUCCUCCUCUUGCACCCCUCAGAUCGUCGAAGCCUUCAAGAGGCAAGUCGUUGCAUUGAUGCAAGAAAAAUACACUGACCAUUGGGACCCUCAAAGGCCGCACUACGGCAACGGAUACAGAGCCAUCACUUCUUUUGGUGGCAAAGUCGAUCCACUGUUGUGUGAGGCCGCCAAAAAGAGCGAUCUACCACUGGAGACCCUUGCUGGCUAUAUUCCAAAGGAUCUCGUCCUUUGGAUUGAGCCAUUCUCGGUCUCGUUCCGCCUCGGUGACCACGGCACCAUCAACACGAUCUACGAUGCCUCGCGUGGCAAGGUUCCGUUGAGGCCCGACACUCAGGGUUUCCAGCCAAAACCUCUUGGUCGGCCUUCCCACGCUGUUCGCAUCUCACCUCCACCCUCUCCUCCCAACCGCACAGUCCGGGUCUCGCGCGCCGUCCCUAUUACGAGCCCAUUGACAAAGACACAGAUCAUAACCCCAAGUGCGACUCCCUCACCACCUUCGUCCAAGAUUCCCAUCAUGGCUCACUAAAUGCCUUUGUAUAUUUGACUCCCAUAUUCAGCUAGUCGUUUCUGUUUUAUUCCCUGGCAUUUGCUUGUACCAUUAGUAGAUCUCUUUCAUUAUCGCCUACACUUUUAUUUGUUCGUUCAUAAAAAUAAAUACAAAUUGCUUCAUUUUUAAUGUUCAAAAAC